GUUGCCACAGGAGGGAGCUGGGCCAGGUUCGGGAAGGCACAGUCUAACGGGAGAGUUGGGCACAGCAAGCCCAGCACGGAGCUCCUAGGCUCCAGAGAACAUCUGGACCUCAGGGCACUCCACUCAGGGGAGCUCCUUGCCCUGCUUGACUUCACCCCCCACCCCCGCGGCCCUCAUUGCCACACUGCCCUUCACUCCAGGGCUCUCCUCUUCACACUGGGCUCUGCCCCAGCACCCAGCCCACACCGUGCACCUGGCUUAGUCCUCCUCCCCCUCCCUCUGUCUCAGCCUCAGGACACUGUCAGGACCUGUGCCUUCUCACCACGAUGAAUUCACUGGUUUCUUGGCAGCUGAUGCUUUUCCUCUGUGCCUCCUCCUUCAGGGAGACACUUGAAAAGAUGGCACCUGUGGAGAAUCCUAGACCGACAGGCCAGCGGCUCGGACCCCAGGCCCUCCUAGCCCCGUGGGAGCAGAGCCCGCGGUGGGCAGAGUGGAAGCCCGCCGGGGCCCGGCCCAGCCCGCGGGAGGCCUCGCUGUGCCCGCCUCCGGAGAGCCCCGCGGGGCCCCAGCGGCCAGGCCUGUGCGCCCCCCGCAGCCGCCUGAUGCCCGCCCCCCCGGGCGCGGUGCUGGUGCAGCGGGAAAGGGACCUGUCCGCCUACAACUGGAACUCCUUCGGCCUGCGCUACGGCAAGCGGCAGACUGCGCCUCCCGCAGGGCUCAGCGGGGGCGCCGGGCGCGGCUGA
Neomonachus schauinslandi (Hawaiian monk seal) is the source of this 743-nucleotide messenger RNA. It is a transcript of the gene KISS1, whose product is annotated as KiSS-1 metastasis suppressor. The transcript is spliced from 2 exons. Gene Ontology annotation, cellular component: neuron projection. Bases 327 to 743 code for a protein of 138 amino acids. Lineage: Eukaryota; Metazoa; Chordata; Mammalia; Carnivora; Phocidae. Gene Ontology annotation, biological process: positive regulation of cytosolic calcium ion concentration; G protein-coupled receptor signaling pathway. Gene Ontology annotation, molecular function: kisspeptin receptor binding. The record is from RefSeq and is a predicted model, not a curated record.